Pipra filicauda (Wire-tailed manakin) is the source of this 5928-nucleotide messenger RNA. RefSeq names its product pro-apoptotic WT1 regulator (gene PAWR). NCBI's taxonomy places the organism in Eukaryota, Metazoa, Chordata, Aves, Passeriformes, Pipridae. The transcript has 6 exons. Gene Ontology annotation, biological process: positive regulation of apoptotic process; apoptotic process. Bases 155 to 1129 code for a protein of 324 amino acids. Gene Ontology annotation, cellular component: cytoplasm. The record is from RefSeq and is a predicted model, not a curated record.
GGUGUUUGUGCUUCUCCGAGCCUCUCUCCCCGCCCCCGACUCUCCCGCCCGCCCCGCCGGGACCUCUCCUCUCCGGGCGGCAGCAGAGCCGCCUCAGGGCGGGCGACGGCAGAGGUGCUGGUGGGGCGCUCUCGCCGUCCAGCCCGCUGGGAACAUGGCGACCGGCGGCUACCGCAGCGCCGGGGGCAGCACCACGGACUUUCUGGAGGAGUGGAAAGCCAAGCGGGAGAAGAUGCGGGCAAAGCAGGCGCCGCCGGCCCCGGGCGCACCGGCCGGAGGGGAGCCCCGUCCCGCGGGGGGCGGCCCCUCCGCCGAGCUGAGCAACAACAACAACCUGCCCCCCGACCGCGCGGCGCCCCCCGCCGGCGGGGCCGUGAACUGCGUCAGCCUGGCCAGCGCCGCCCUGGGCCGCGCAGCCCCCGCCAAGGAGCCGCCGCCUGCCCUCGCCGGGGGCCGCGGGGUCGAGACCGGCGCCGCGCCGGACUCCCCCGAGGGCGAGGAGAAGCUGGCUGCCAAGGGAAAGAGCUCAGGCCCCAGUGCCAGGAAGGGGAAGGGGCAGAUCGAGAAGAGGAAGCUGAGGGAGAAGAGGAGGUCGACAGGUGUGGUGAACAUCCCGGCCGCCGAGAGCCUUGAUGAGUACGAAGAUGACGAAGCAGGGCAGAAGGAACGAAAGAAGGAGGAUGCUAUUACCCAACAGAAUACGAUACAAAAUGAGAGUUCCAUUGCAGAUACCUCUAGCUCAUACUUACUCCAGGAUUCCUCCAGGAUGGUUUCAAGCAGGUAUAAAAGCACAGCUAAUGCACCAGAAGAUGACGCUCCAAAUAGAUAUUCCCGAACAGAGAGGACAACUUACAGCAGAUACAGCAGGGAUGCAAAUUCUUCUGGCAGUUCUCUACCAAGUAACACUUUGGAAAAGAGGAUUGAGGAACUUGAAAGGGAACUUGCAAAGGAAAGACAGGAAAAUGCAAGAUUAAUGAAGAUGACGCAGGACAAAGAGGAACUAAUUGGAAAGCUGAAGGAAGAAAUUGAUUUAUUAAACAGAGACCUAGAUGAUAUAGAAGAUGAAAAUGAACAGUUGAAACAAGAAAAUAAAACCCUCUUAAAAGUUGUUGGACAGCUGACAAGGUAGAAGAUUCAGACCUCAAUGAGGAAAGAUUUAAAAACUACUGAGUGAACAUUAAGGUCAAUGUAGUAAUACUUCCUGUGUGUUGCAGUAUGUUAUAAUAACUGUUUGUAUAUUUAUUGUUAGGAAACCAGAUGAAUGUUUAUUUUCAUAGUACUUGUUCAAUGAAAUGACAUAAAAUUUGGGGUAUAUUUUUAGCUUUCUUUUCACAUAAGCAUAAUUAAACUUUUUGAUGUAUUUCAAAAUAUUAAGUUCAAAAAUAUUUGGGUUUUGUAUCUUCAGAUUACAUCUGCAUAAAUUGCAAUAAUUUAAGAUUCAUAGCACCAAGAUCACUUUCAAUCCAUGUGGGUGUAUAUUUUUUAAAUGAAUGGAAGCAAUACAUAUAAACUUUGUUUACAGAGGUCCAAAAUAUAUAUUUUGGGAAAAGCUUCCUUUUUUGUUUAAACAGCUGUAAAGUGGAUGCCUUAUUACUGAUGUAUAACAUUUUGCAGAUUGAUGACUUGCUCUAGAACUCUUGUAUGUUGAAGUUUUUUUUACUGUAUCUGAAAGAUUGACAGUAGUAGAGAGUAGCAAUUUUUUUUCUGUGUUUAACAGUAUUCUGUCAGGAGGGGAAGGUUUUAUUGAAAAAAAAAAAAAAGCAAACACAGAACACCAAAAAGCCAAAUAAAUCACCUCUGGUAUCAGCAUUAAUAAGUUCUUAGAAUCAUAUUGAAGUUGUGCACUGCAGUUUAUUUUAUAGCUUUUGCUUUAGCAAUGAAAUGCAAGUUUGCAGUCAGACAGUUUGUUUGCUGUGUUGAGAAUUUAGACAAAGCCUGGAGCUUUCAUUUUAGCAGACACUUCUGCAAUACUCUCCUGCUUAAAGCUGACAUCUUAAAAUUUGUAGUGAUCAUAACCAAUAUGAGUUUUUUGAUUUAUUUUUUUUUAAGCUGAGUGAAAAUUUUUGUACAUAACAAAAGUAGAGGGGCAUACUAGUGAUUCAUGCCUUUCUGAAACAUCGAAUGGUAUAAAGACCCCCUUUUUAUCCUUGAUUUUAAACGAACAAGGUGUUUAAAAAGUACCUGGUUAGAUGUUACAAUCCAGUUAUGACUGUACUUAUUCUUCUAUAACAUGAUAACAGACAAAAUUUUCAUUAGACUUUAACCACAGACCUCAAUUAACAACUCUCUUCUUAAAAUUUUUGUUAGACUGAAAUUUUUUUUGUACUUUGUCAUCUUAAUACAGUGUAUUUUUCAUUCUGGAUCAGAUUAAAUGUACAUGUCCUUUGAGUCAGGACACUAGAAAUAAAAAUAUUUCAGAGAGUCCAGUCUUUUUCUUACAAUACUGAAGUUUGGUGUCAGAAAGUUGCAUGAAUAUAGUUCUUGUCACUUUAAAACUUAAAGGCAAUGUUAAAAUGUAACAAUAUAGCAAUAUUGUUAUAUUUUUAUAUAUAUAAUAUAUAUAACAAUCACCUUUUCAGAUUUUCCAGUUGUUUUCAUAUUGUGUAUUUAAUGACUGUUUCUUAAAUUUAAAAUCCAGCUAUUACACCUUGGAUUGUUUUGGAUAUAGGAUAGGUUAUUUUGCAUUUGUGCAUUCUGAUGAGGAAGAACUUUUCAAAGCUUUAAAAUAUUUUUCAAGACACGUAUAGUCCAGGAUGCCUCGAUGUUUUCCUUCACAGUAGAUGAGAUCUCAUGGGACAUCAUUUGAAACCUUUACUCAGGCGGUUAAAUGGUAUGAGGGUUUGUAUAGGCCCUAGAAUAUACACUAAUGAGUAUUGUUUGUAAUAUUACUGAAACAGUAAGAAGUCCCUCAAUUUAAGUUUCAUGAAAUUGAAAAUUUCAAGUAAUAAAAAAGUCAGUUGAGAUGUAUGCCUUUUGAAUAAAUAUGAAACUUUCUCUGGAAGAACAUCUGAUUUCCUUCUCUGUUUACUAGGUAGGAAAUACACACACUGAUGUACAGCAUAGGAUGUCAAACAUAUUGAAGCAACAUUUAGGUUUUACUGCAGAACACACAGAUAGCAAUAUGAAGUUGUAAAUGAGAUAUUUCCUGAACUGUGUUUCAUAUACAUUUUAAGCCAAAGAAAAAUAACAACAAAACAUAAACAAGAGUUACUUGUCUUCAUAUUAUCUCGGUUUGCAUGUGUGUUGACUAAAAAUUAGCAACAGUAAUGCCAAAAUUAGAAUUAUUUAUUUUACGUUGGACAUACAACUGACAGAAGUAUUUGGCAGAAAUGCUUCUGAUACCCUGCCUUGAAGAGACGCUAGCAAGGGAAGUUUGCAAAUAUUUGAAACCAGUAUAAUUCUCUGGCAGAACAUGUGAACAAAACCAUUGUGAACUCACACAUCAAGUGCCUCGGGACCUUAUUAUUGCUGUGUGUUAUUAUACAAGUCUAAAACUCUUCAUUGUUUUAAAAGUUCCCACAAAUUGUACCAUGAAGCAUGACACUUCUGCUGACAGUUUGGAAGAUUUAGAGGGCUUUUUUUGGAAGAAAGUGUGUCAAUAACAAUUCAUUAUCACUCUUGUGAGAAAUUUAGUAGAUUCUAGGAAAAACUAUGUAUUAUAUAGAAUGUUAGUGAUUGUCUAGUUGCUACUUGCCAUUGUCCUUUUAUUUCAGUAGGGUACCUUUAGAGUCAAGCUCAAACAUAGGAUAUGUUUUUAUCCCAGGUGAUUUAAAGGUGUUAAGUUACUACCUUACUAGCAAUUCACUAACCCAUGGCCAGUCCAACAUCUCCAUUGUUCUCAGUUCUGUGAUUUAAAAGCAGAGAGACUGAUGGAAGUGGGAACCCGUGUCUCUUGGGAAGGUUAUAUGAUUCCUGAAUGACUCUGGUAUUAACAUACCUAGGCCAAGUUAAUUUACUAGGGGUCUUCUUUUGGUGGGUGAGCGGAGGAGGAUGUUACUAUGCAAUAUUAAGUGAAUGGGUAAGUCCUCUGGAGAUUUCUGAACUUUCAUGUCUUAAAAUUCAUGCCAAACUGCUUAGGUCAACCAUGUGUGUUUCUGGGUAACCAGAGUCAUCUAGGAAAUCUAAACAGGAAAGUACUCUCAUUGACUAAAGCAAAUAAGAGAAAAUUUUUUUCAUGAUACUUUACUAUGAACAUCACAUAAUUCCUAUUUUGAUAAUGCACAAUGGUGGUUCUGUUAUGGUCAUAUACUGUAGUACAGAAAAACAGAACUACAUGCAGAAUUGAAGGUUAAAAUUGUCCAGAAAUAUUUUUAGCACUGAUAAUGUGCACUAAUGGUUGAGGGAUUUAUUCCCUAAAAAAGCAUUUCAACCAUAUUUAGAAACUGGUGAAUUUUAUAAUGAAAUUAAAAUGUCUCUCUCUUCAUUUUUCAAAUAAUAUCAAGUGUUUCUUGAUAUGUAUAUUAACUGAAAAUUAAUAUACAGUCUAUAUUUACAAUUGAGUGUUUUUUCUGUCUUUAAAGCAAAACUCUGCAUGGUUAAUUGCCAGAUUUGUGUUGACACAAUUGGAGAUUAAUUCUGUUGUAUGUUGGCUCUGACUUUGAGCGGUAGAAUGAGAAAAGAGGAUAACAAGAAAUAAAUCAGUGACUUCCAAAGUGGGAAGUACAACCUAAUUAAGGAUUUUUUUUUUUCUUAUCCAGCUGUACUGAGAAUUAGCCGUGGAAAAAUUUGUGACUGGCAUAAGCACUACAAAAGAUAUAGCGGGUUUUUUAUGUCAAAAACAACUGAUAAACCUACAUCAAAGCUCUUUUCAACUUAUAUCAUUACACCUUGGAAACCUGCAACCUUAAAGGAUACCAAAAGUAGUAUUGGAGAUCAAAUUACUUAUUAACAUUUUACUAGGAGAGCAGAGUUACAUGCCUCCAGACGUUUUAUGGUUUUCUGUAUGUUCUGUAUGGCUAUUUUCAGCUUGAAUUGCAACAAAUCAAUAUUAGUAGCCAAAAUAAAGGUAAUUAAUUACUGGAAAACAAAUACCCAAUUAAUAAAUAAGGAUACCAUUACUGAGUGUUAGUAUUUCUUGGACUGCAGACCUCUUAUGAAGAUGUCGGUUGAGUCUCUUCAUGUGCGUCAGUAUUAACAAUCAUAAACAUCUGAUGUUUUUAAUAAGAAACAACUGUUUUAGUUGGAGAAAUUGCCACUGCAAUCCAUGACUUCGUUUUUAAGUACUUGUAGCUGCUGAGACUAGGGAGGUGAGGAUUAUACUUAAAAAUUUUGUUUAAAGGGAAACAAAUUAGUUCUGGAUCUUGUAAUUUAACUUGAUCUAGAAGUUCACUACGGAUCUGUUCCAUGACAGUCUGUCUGGCGUAAGUACCUGCAAGAGGUAUUGACACCAGCAAUUUUAGAAGCAUUUCUACUUCUGUUAUUAAGCAUUUCUUUAGGACUACUUAAAUAUAUCCAGGGCAAAAAGAGCAUUGGUGUGUAUAUAACUGAUGAUCUUCCAAGUAUGUUGACUUAUUGCAGCAAAUCUCUGUCAACUGUUUCUCCUUGUACUGUAACAGAUGUUUAUUACCUUGUUAAUUUAAUCUUUUUGCUUUUAUUUCUGUAUUUCUGAUGUAACUCUUCUUGUUCAGGGCUAGUUGUGAUUUUUUCUAUUCUGGAAGACUUGUGAUAGUUGAGUUUUCCUCUGAAAAUAGUCUCGCAGUGCGGAGUAAUUUAAAAAAAAAUAUUCGUUUUGUGCAUUUAGAAAGUUUAAGCAUAAUUAAGCUAUAAAUAAAUGAUAUCCAUUUAAGUUUUGAGCAUUGACUAGCUAUGGUGAUACUUGUGGUAUCAAAUUAAAAAUGAUGUUGAGAUUCUUAGUAUUGCAGGUAAAAGAUACAUGUUUAAUAAUAAAGAGUGUGUGCCUUUUUCCAAAUAAAACAAAAUCCUUUUUAA